This is a messenger RNA of Talaromyces rugulosus, 4263 nucleotides long. RefSeq lists its product as uncharacterized. NCBI's taxonomy places the organism in Eukaryota, Fungi, Ascomycota, Eurotiomycetes, Eurotiales, Trichocomaceae. Gene Ontology annotation, cellular component: elongator holoenzyme complex; cytosol. Gene Ontology annotation, molecular function: tRNA binding. The coding region runs from base 1 to 4263 and encodes 1420 amino acids. The transcript is spliced from 11 exons. The record is from RefSeq and is a predicted model, not a curated record. Gene Ontology annotation, biological process: tRNA wobble base 5-methoxycarbonylmethyl-2-thiouridinylation; mitochondrial electron transport, cytochrome c to oxygen.
AUGUUCGCUUCCUCCGUUACCCGGGCCCGGCUCGCCAAUUCCUUGGUCGCUCGCCGCGGCUUCUCGACCACUCGCACCCAGCUUGCCAGCCCUUACCACUACGCCGAGGGUCCUCGCUCCAACAUUCCCUUCAACCCGAACACCCGAUUCUUUGCUGUCCGAUACUGGGCGUUCAUGAUCACCGGAUUCGGUGCUCCCUUUGCCAUUGCCGGUGAGUACCACGCUCGAUACAUUUUACGCCUACUCUGUGUUCUAAUUGAAGAUUUUAGUCUGGCAAACCAAAAAGACUCCACUUGUUCAAAGAUGCGCAACCUGAAAAGCGUGCGCCUCGCCGAGGUACAGCUCCAAACUGAGCUUUCGUUGACGGCCACAGCGUGGGAUGCUGUCUCGGACUCUAUUAUAUGCACAGUUGGGCCUGCUGCAGAUGAUCCAGCCAUUCAUCUGCGAAGACUGCCUCAUGAUGCGGCCCUGACAUCUCCUGCCAGUCUGGACGAUCUGGAGGCCAUCGCUUCAUGGGAUGCCCCAUGUCCUCUACCAGAUCUCCCAUGCGACCGCGUCUUGUCGUUGCAAUAUUUUGCAGACAAUCUCACGGCUAUCCUGGUCUUGGAAGGGGGGGACAUCGUGAUAGUUCGCGAGGAACCUCAACCGGGAGAAAACAAAAUCGAAAUUCUGGGAUCUGUGGACGUCGGUAUCACUGCCGCUGCUUGGUCUCCAGAUGAAGAGCUUCUGGCAAUCACGACUAGAGCAAAUACUCUUCUUUACAUGACUCGCGAGUUUGAAAACGUGGCAGAAAUCACUUUUACGCCUGAAGAUCUGAAGCUGUCGCGCCAUGUCUCGGUUGGAUGGGGAAAGAAAGAGACCCAGUUUCAGGGCAAGCGAGCAAAAGCGCUUCGAGACCCUACAAUGCCUGAGAAGGUGGAUGAGGGUAAAAUUAGUGACUAUGAUGAUUCCCGGACCACAAUUACCUGGCGAGGGGACGGUGCGUUUGUCGCCGUCAAUAGCAUCGAGGUUGGCAUUCGACGUGCGAUCAGGGUAUAUUCCAGAGAGGGGUCACUGGAUAGCGUGAGCGAGCCGGUGGAUGGCUUAGAAGGCGCCUUGGGCUGGAGGCCAGCUGGAAACAUUAUUGCCGGAAUCCAGCGCCUUGAUGAUCGGAUUGACGUGGUUUUCUUUGAAAGAAAUGGUUUACGCCACGGCCAGUUUACGUUGAGACUCUCAGAAGAAGAGCGAGCGACCAGUGCAACCGAUCUAAAACUAGACUGGAAUGUUGAUUCUACUGUUUUGGCGGUGCAAUUCAAAGACCGCAUACAGCUAUGGACUAUGGGUAACUAUCAUUAUUAUCUCAAGCAAGAGAUUCCAGUCACCGAGGGAGGGGUGAACUUUUUCCGCUGGCACCAGGAGAAGUCAUUACGAUUCAUCUCCGCCUCUACGAACUCGAUUAUGGACAGCGAUUGGGUAUUUGAUGUCUGCCACGGUUCAACUAUAAUACCGCAUGAUAUUGGAGCAGUCGGUGUGAUUGACGGGAAAAUACUCAAAUUGACGCCCUUGAGACUUGCUGGCGUCCCACCUCCAAUGGCUCACUGUGAAGUCAAUGUCGAUUCGAAUAUAGUUGAUGUUGCUUUCAGUCAUUCGGGGGCUAGAAUUGCAAUUCUUACUCAAAACAGUCUCUCGAUUUUUCUUUGGUCUGUCAAGAGUCGACCACUUCCAGCACCAUUGCUGGAAUCCAGUCACCCCCUCUCGCAAACACCCGACUGCCUUCCUAGGCAAGUUGUUUUUCUCGGAGAAAGCGAAGUCUACGUCUUGAGCCACUUUGGCCCAUCUGACUGCCGAAUCGAAAGAACAAUGCUGGAGACCCGGGAGACCACAUUGGCAUACACUACUAGCGAGGGAGAGCAUGUUCACUCCAUUUUCAGUAACCUCGAGCACGACAAACUCUGGUUCUCCAAGUCCUCUGAAACAAGCAGGGCUACAACAUACUCGAAUUUGAUAGUCGUCGAUGGCAAUUUACUAGAAAUAACGCCUUUUGAACAAUCUCCUUCCGUGGACACUCACUGGGCCUCGAGUAUUCGCAUAUCCGGCGAUCAGGAUAUUUUGGUCUCGUUGACGCGAACCGGAGCACUAUAUGCCAACCAACGCCUAUUGGCAAAAAACUGCACUUCUUUCAUUACCACGCAGGGCCAUAUUCUUUUCACUACCACCCAACACCUCCUGAAGUUUGUGCAUAUCACCGAUGUUGAAGACAUGGAAGUACCCGGUGAUACACCAGAAACCGACGAGCGUUGCAGAAGUAUCGAGCGCGGUGGGCGGAUUGUCACCGUGACACCUUCCAAUUUUGCAGUUACGCUGCAGAUGCCACGAGGAAAUCUUGAAACGAUAUUCCCUCGGGCCCUUGUUCUCGCCGGAAUUCGCAGUUUCAUUGAUACGAAGAAUUACCGAUCAGCAUACCUUGCUUGUCGAAGCCAGAUGGUGGAUAUGAACAUCUUGCAUGACUAUGCGCCUCAGCAGUUCAUGGAAAACAUCCCUCUGUUUAUUACGCAAGUCAAGAAGAUUGAAUUCAUUGACGAAUUUCUAUCGCGGCUACAGGAAGAUGACGUUUCUCAAACACUAUACAAAGAUACCCUAAAGCUUUCGAAAGUCGAAGCCGAAGCUGCAGUGCAGACAAGCAGUACGAAUAGCAAGGCUGUUUUCAAAGGCAGCAAGGUCAAUCGCAUCUGCGACGCAUUCCUGUCAGUCUUGAAGAACAAGAUUGACACAAAUUUGCAAAACUUGAUCACGGCCCAUGUAUGCAAGUCGCCUCCAGAUCUUGACGCAGGUCUACAGAUUGUGGCAAAUUUGAGAGUGCAAAACCCGGAACAAGCCGACGAAGCUGUCGAACACAUGUGUUUCUUGACUGAUGCACAUCAUUUGUACAACAAUGCGCUGGGAUUGUAUGAUCUCGAACUCACCAUUCUUGUCGCCCAGCAAGCUCAAAAGGAUCCAAGGGAGUAUCUUCCGUUCCUGCGGAACCUCCAGAGCCUACCCGAGCUUCGUCGUCAAUUUGAGAUAGACAACUUCUUGGGCCGUUCUUCGAAAGCGUUGAAACACCUUCACGCUCUCAACGUUUAUGAUGAGUUCAAACAGUAUACUGUCAAACACAGUCUUUACCGAGAAGCUAUGGAGCUGUACAAAUACCAAACAGAGAAGCUCGGGGAAAUGACGCAUUUAUAUGCAGAUUAUCUGUGCCAACAAAACAAUCACAAGGAGGCCGCAAUCGCGUAUGAGUCGCUCGGAAUAUACGACGAAGCAUACAAAUCCUACCAAAUUGCACAUUACUGGCGCGAGUCAUUAUUCAGUGCCAUGAUGGUACCCCUUUCCGAAUCCGAGCUGCGAGAUCAUGCCCUCACCCUAGUGUCAACACUGGUCGAGGAAGACAAAGACUACAUAUCCGCCGCACAAAUCCACGCAGACCAUCUCAAGGACUAUCCCGCAGCGGCUCGACUCUUUUGCCGCGGCUCUCGCUUCUCCGAAGCCACACGCCUACUGGCCGUCAACGGACUCAAAGAUCUCAUCCCGGACAUCGUCGACGGCGGACUCGCCGAAGCGAUGGGCUCAACCACCGACUUCCUGGCCGACUGCCGAGCACAACUUAACGCACAAGUACCGCGAAUCCGCGAGUUACGGGACAAGCGCGCGGCAGAUCCAUUGGCAUAUUUCGGCGGUGAUCCGUCCAGCAACAACGCCGAGGCUGGUGGGCCCGAUAUCCCAGACAACGUCUCCCUCGCACCAACCGACGCCUCUACGGCAGCUGGCAAAUCAAUGUUUACGAGAUACACCGGCGGAACGUCCAUGAGCCGACGGACGUCCAAAACACGGCGUCGCGAAGAGCGCAAACGGGCCGCGGGCCGCAAGGGAACCGUGUACGAGGAGGAAUACCUGGUCAAUAGUGUCCGGCGCCUGAUUGAGCGGGUCAAUAGCACGUUUGACGAAGUCACUGCGCUGGUCGAGGGGCUGUUGCGACGGGGCAUGCGUGAGCGUGCCACGGCUGUUGAGAAGGCGCUGCAGGAAGUGCUGAGUAUGUGCACUGAUUCGUUGGAGGUUUUUGAGUCUGAGGCUGAAAGUGCUGGAGACGGGGUGGGUGGUGCGUCGACUGGUAUCCCCGGCCAGGCUGAAGCACCGCCCACGGCCUUGGGAGGGGACGCAGUCUAUUUGGAUAGUCUGCAGGGGAACAAUCAGAAACGUGCUGCCCCGGUUGUGCGAGAAUUCGCCAAGCUGGCUCUUCUGGGCUGA